GGUGUUACAUGAUUACAGCCUCGGUAUUAGGUCUAAGUUUCAUAUUCAGUUAUGGAAGCUAGACAUAGUCGGGGACGUGGUGGUUAUUGGAAAAGAGGAGGUGGAGGAGGAGGUGGAGGUGGAGGUGGAGAUGGAGGUAACGCUGACACUGGCAGUUCGGGAGAGCACAGGGGUCGCGGAAGAGGGGGCCACCAUCGUGGAAGAGGCAAACGGGAUCAUCGUAGAGGAAGAGGACGCGAUUAUGGACCUCCUGCAGACUUUAGAGAGUUUCGACGAAAUCAAGAUGACCAUGACAACAAAGAAAAUAUUGAGGAAGUGGAGGAGGACAACACUUUCUCUAGACGAAAGCUUGAGCCCAACUGGGACCGUUAUAAGGAAUCUGAGAAAGAGGAAAUUAAUGAAGAUGUUCCUACACAAAGAGGCACCGACUAUCAUGUCCUCCUCACUUCAGCUGGGGACUCUUUCACACAGUUCAGGUUCUCUGAUGAGAAGGACUGGGAGAUGGACUCACUGGCAAAAAAUCAGAUUCCAGCUCUUUUUAUAGACCUGCCAGCUUUGACUCAGUCACUUCAAGAGCUUCCACUGCACACGAGACUGAACCUGGAGGCUGAGCUUGUUCAGGUGACGACUCCUGUUGAACUGCCACCUGCGACAGUCCCUCACAGAACCGACUCGACACUGAAAGCUCCUCAGGUAGGCCGAGAGUCGGGCCCGGGCAUUUCCUGCAGUGUAAAGCCUGUUUCAAGUACCACAGCAUCACUCGGUGUCUCCACAUCCGUCCCUACUGCCACAGAUGAUGCUGACCAGGAGCUCGACCUUCUCCUCAGCUUGCAGAAACCUGUCACAGAACUUUCUUCAUCUGAAGCCCACACUACAACAGAUGAUGUGUUGAACACCCCAACACAAGGUUCAGAGGAAGAAGAAAGAAAAGAUCAAAUGGUUGUUAUGAAAGAGACGAAACCAGAAACGGAGACUGAACCUGAACCUACACGGCAGGAAGUGACAGAGGAGGAUCUGGAGGACUGGCUGGACAGCAUGAUCUCUUGACCUGAGAGAAGCACUUUCCUCCCUUCUGACUGACACGGCUGUGGAUUAAAUCAGCACAUGCAGCUUUGCUAAUCUGUGUGGACGUGUACAUCAUACUGUGACACUUCGUGAAGUCUUAUAAAUAGCCAAGACUAAUUCAGGCAUGUGGAAUAUAGAAUGCUUCCUCAAUAUAUUACUCAUAAAAAUACUGAUGUAAUGCUAACAGUUCUCAGAUGCAUCAUAUUCUCACUCCUCAUUUGACUCGGAUUGCAUUCAGAUUAAAUGCAGCUGUGGCCAGCUGGGAUUUAU
Ctenopharyngodon idella (grass carp) is the source of this 1335-nucleotide messenger RNA. RefSeq names its product apoptosis, caspase activation inhibitor (gene aven). Bases 52 to 1047 code for a protein of 331 amino acids. Gene Ontology annotation, biological process: negative regulation of G2/M transition of mitotic cell cycle. Lineage: Eukaryota; Metazoa; Chordata; Actinopteri; Cypriniformes; Xenocyprididae. The transcript has 6 exons. The record is from RefSeq and is a predicted model, not a curated record.